AUGCCAUCCAGGGCCAGCAUCAGCAGGGACGACAGCCCGGGCCUCGGCAGUUCCGCCGCGGUCUUCGCGUCCGGCGGCCAGGCUCGCCUUGGCCCGUUCAUGACCGACAACGACUCGCAUGAACCUCUGGCCGGCAUGUGGCUGCAAGACGAACCCGGCAGCUGGCGUCGGUCCGAGAGGGUCAAUGCCGACUGGGCGGCCGAGAGCUGCGUUUCUCGGGGUACACGCUGCCCAUUUUCGAACGCCGAAAGUCGAUGA
Molecule: messenger RNA, 258 nt
Organism: Ustilaginoidea virens
Lineage: Eukaryota; Fungi; Ascomycota; Sordariomycetes; Hypocreales; Clavicipitaceae
Exons: 2
Coding region: 1-258 (85 amino acids)
Source: RefSeq, a predicted model, not a curated record